GCAGUAAAAUACGUACUUCUCAUACAAUUACCCUCUUAUAGUAUGCCGCAGGAAUAUUAUUUCUCACCCGUAAGAAAGUACUCGAAACUAUCAGGGUUGUUCCUUAACAAAGAUGUUAGCAAAUAUGAGAGCAUGAUUUCCGUUGCUAUUAUGUGCUAUUUCUACAUUUUUGUCGUUUGCAAAAUCCUUGUAUUCUUUGAAGAUGUCGGCGUGUCUAACAAUAUGCAAGAUAUCGUAGUAUUCUUCGUCUUUACUAACGUAAUCCCACAUUCCACAAUAAUUAGACUUAAACGACUGGAUUUGGUAGAAUUGAUGAGAAUGGCUGAGGAGAUCUACGUUUGCGAGAGCGAUGCCCUAAAUGCCUUUUACGAAAAAAUGAACAAACAGGCGGCUCUUGUGCAAAAGUUGGUGUGUCCUUUUGGAAUCGGUGUUGUCGUACUAGCGUUUCUCAUGUGGUUUGUGACUGGAAAUGAAGAUCCAUUACCGUUUGGACUAAUGCCUUCCUGGGCGAUGAGCUACAGUCUUAUAGGUUGCGCCUUCUGGGAAGUUCUUACCUCUCUUUUUUUAUCACACGAGUACACGAUAUGCAUGGGAAUAAAACUAUGCGUUUUAGUACAUCUGUAUGAGCACUUCACACAUUUGAAAGCCGAAAUUCAGAGUCUCGACGAAGACUGUCGAGAAAGGCGCUCUGAUUCGCAUUAUCUCCAGAACCGACUAGCAAGCAUAUCAAGGUAUCACGCCUCCAUUCGGGCCCUCGCUCAGAAGGCAGACGCCACCUUUAAUUUAUGCCUUCUAUCCAUUUACCUGAACUGGUCAAUUUUCAUAUGCACUUGUUUGCUUCGUAUCGGCUACAUUCAGCUGUUCAGCGGCGAAUUCUGGUAUUUGGUUAUCUACUUAAGUGCGGGAUGCUCCCUGCUCUUCGGGGACUGCUUCUCCACGCAGAGGGUGAUAAACGAAAGCGAAACCGUUGGAGACGCUUGCUACCAAAUCGAUUCCGUCGGAUGCGACUUGCAGUUCCAAAAGUCUCUGACGAUGGUCAUUAAAGAAGGACAAGAGCCCGUUGUCUUUACCAUUGAGAAAUUCGGAAAUUUCUCUGUUGGGUCCAUACAGAUUAUUUUAAAAGCGUCGUUCUCCUACUAUACUUUCUUGAGGAGUUUCAGCUGAACGAAGAGCGCAUCAUGGAAGUGAUCUUCAUUGUACUGCACGUAGGCUAAAUAAUUAAUGUUAGAUAUAACACAAAUGCAAUCAAAAAGCUCGUUUCACUACCACCUUCUUAAAAACCAUAAUUAUGCCCUAUCAUGACAAGUCCAAAUCCUGUUCAUUCACAUCGUACCAUUUGGUUUAAUUUUUUGAUUAAACAAACGGUUUCAAAGGUCUCUUGUACCGUGUAAAGAGCAUGUUUCCCCAUGUAUCCUUAUUAUAUGUGUAGGUAAAUAUUAUGAAUUUACAAAAUAAUUGAAGAUCAAUUUUUAUUUACACAAAAAUUGGUUUGGUUUACUCCGAGAGCAAAAUUCAAG
Messenger RNA from Photinus pyralis (common eastern firefly), 1517 nucleotides. RefSeq lists its product as uncharacterized. Gene Ontology annotation, biological process: sensory perception of smell; detection of chemical stimulus involved in sensory perception of smell. Lineage: Eukaryota; Metazoa; Arthropoda; Insecta; Coleoptera; Lampyridae. The coding region runs from base 43 to 1164 and encodes 373 amino acids. The record is from RefSeq and is a predicted model, not a curated record. Gene Ontology annotation, molecular function: odorant binding; olfactory receptor activity. Gene Ontology annotation, cellular component: plasma membrane. The transcript has 5 exons.